CAUAAACUUAACAAUUAAUGUCUGUCUUGAGAUUAUAAAAACAUAAUGAGAUGAAAAGUUAUGAAGGGAUAGCAUGUUUGCUCCUGCCUGGCCUGGCCUCAAUUGUGUGUGGGUAUGAGAAGCUAGCUAGGAGAGUGAGGUCAGAAGUGCAAUAAAGCCCGCACAAGUAUAAUGCUGCAUGUGCUUCUCAAUAAAUUCUACCUCAGCGCUGCUAUGCCUAGCUAUACGUACUACUACAACGUUCGUUGCCUUUUAAUUGGCCUGCCCUGCCCUCCUCAUCUGUAACUAUCCAUAAAUUCGAUCUGUCUUCAAUUAAUUUGGGCUCGAUCAAUCCCUUAGCUACUAGCUUCUUUCAUUCAUUCCCAUUCCCAUAUAUGUAUGUAUGGUACGUAGUAUAUUAUUGAUGAAUUAAGGAGCUGAGGUGAGGUGAAGCGCAUGCAGCUAGCUUAGCUUAUUAAUUAGCAAUGGAGUCGUCGUCGUCUCCCCAAGUGGAAGAAUGCCACAGUAGCUGCGAAUCCGGGUGGACUAUGUACCUCGCUGCCUCCCCCACCACCACAUAUGAGCAUGAUGAUGAUGAAGAAACGGCCACCAUCACCAACAACAACGUUAAUUUCUAUGACCCACAAAACAACAUCAGCAGCCGUGAAGUAGUUGACCAGGACGACGACACAGAUGAUUCCAUGGCUUCCGAUGCCUCCUCCGGCCCUACCACUAACCGCCGCCGCCGCCGCAGGUCGUGGGUUCAUGGAAAUUAUCCCCCGCCUCCUCCUGCUGAUAAUGAGAAGCUGCAGCUCAUCAGUUGCUCGUCAAAUUACAUUGAAGCCCCGACGAAGAUGCAGAUGCUGCGGCCUGAUGCUCAUGAGAAUAAUAAUAAUUAUUAUUAUAAUUAUUAUUAUGGAGAUAUUAGGGAAGCAGCAGCGUCGUCUUUCCAUAGUGCAAGAGCUGAUGCGGCUCCAGAGUACUCCCCGCCGCCGCCGAAGAACAACUGCUGGAAGGGUAAAAGAGGAAAAUGAUUCAUACAAGUAUUACUACGACAUUUUUGUCCACCAACCCUGCCUCCGACUUUAUUUAGCUCAUCAAAUUCAAUUUUUAUUUUUCCGUCCGGCCAUCCUAUCUUAAUUAUUGUAGUACUUAAUUAGUACUCCGUAGUAAUUACGUACGUAGUCCAUACUAAAAUAUGCUAAUUGCUGCUAGCACCUACUUGAGAUUAAUUAUAUAUAGGUUUUCACCCACCUACAUCACCACGUUAUAUCUAUUCUUGUGAGAUUAAUUACCAUUCCA
Molecule: messenger RNA, 1281 nt
Organism: Cuscuta epithymum
Lineage: Eukaryota; Viridiplantae; Streptophyta; Magnoliopsida; Solanales; Convolvulaceae
Source: the annotation of a GenBank genome assembly